AUGGCCAAAACCAAGACAAAAGCACACGCGAGACAAAAAGACAUCCUCCGCUCGACGACCUCCCCGCUCGUGAAAGGCGUGCCCAAAAAGUCGCAGAAAUCGAUUGAAGACCUCUUGACCGAGGCGGCCGAACUCCUCGAACAGUCCCAGCCGGAACUCGCUCUCCCGCUUGCCGAAGAAGCCCUGAAAAGACUCGAAGCCGAGCGUCAAGAACAGCAUGUGGGCACGGAGGAUGAAAUCGAUAUUGACGACCUGCUGUCCCUGGCCGCCCAGGGCGUUCCAACCCUGCCACCCGUCCUGACCUUGAAUGCCGAAAUCCAAGUCGCGCUGGGCGAUGUGGACUCGGCGCGACGAAACUUUACCCGCGCCACGCGGAUCGACAAGGACGGCGCGCUGAUAUCGGCGGAGCCGUGGCUCUGGCUCGCGCAGCUGUGUGAGGAGGGCGGGAAAGAGAGCAUCGGAUACUUUGAGCAGGCCUGUGAGGUGCUCCGGAAUGAGAUCGAAGUGCUCGAGGAGGCGGUCAACGAGAUGAACACCACCACCACUACCACCACCACCGUUGGGGGCGCGGCAGAUGAGGAUGCGGGGACGAAGAGGGUGCUGGACGAAAAGAAAUCCAAACUGGCCGAGGCGCUCUGCGCCAUGGCCGAAGUCUACAUGACCGAUCUGUCGUGGGAGAACGACGCAGAGGGACGAUGCGAGUCGCUCGUCACCGAGGCCGUUGCCGUCUGCCCUGAAUAUUUGAGUGCGGGGGUGCUACAGACAUUGGCGAGUGUGCGGAUUAGUCAAGAACGGAUCGAAGACGCCAGAACAGCCUUGACGCGCAGUCUCGAUAUCUGGAAGGACACAUCCUCCGCGUCUCAGGCAGAGAGUUCCAAAGACAACGGGAGCGCGGAUGAAGGCAGUGCCGGCGACGACGGACGCAAGCCCGACUUUGCGACCCGCGUCUCGCUCAGCCGUCUCCUCAUGGAAGUCCAGCUGGAACCGCUGGCCAUGUCCGUGCUGGAAGGCCUCAUCCGCGAGGACGACCAGAGCGUUGAAUGCUGGUACCUCGGCGGGUGGUGCCAAGUGCUGAUCUCGCAGAAAGCGGACACCAAUGCGGAAACCCGGGCCAAGUGCCUGGACACCGCGAGGCAGUGGCUCGAGACCUGUCUCCGGCUGUACCGCGUCCUGGGGUACGAGGAUGAGCCGCUCCGGGAACACGCGGUCGAGCUGGUGCAGGGUCUGAAGAAGGAGUUAGUGGGAGGGGCAGAUGGCGCAAUGGAUGAGGAUGAGGGCGAUGGAUGGGAGGAUGUGGAUGACCAGGAGGACGAGGACGAGGACGACGAGGAUGGUGACCUUGAGAUCGAGGCCGAUGAAGAGGAUGGAGCCAGGAGUCAUGCGGGUGCUAAGUCGGCGGCGGAUGGGGACGUGGAGAUGACCUGA
Messenger RNA from Fonsecaea erecta, 1425 nucleotides. RefSeq lists its product as hypothetical. Bases 1 to 1425 code for a protein of 474 amino acids. NCBI's taxonomy places the organism in Eukaryota, Fungi, Ascomycota, Eurotiomycetes, Chaetothyriales, Herpotrichiellaceae. Gene Ontology annotation, molecular function: protein binding. The transcript has a single exon. The record is from RefSeq and is a predicted model, not a curated record.